AGAGAACAUCAUGGCGAGUGAGAUGGUGCUGGACCGGAGCUCGGACACUGCCACAUCCUCCAGUUACCGGCACUUUCGUGUCCGGCAUUUCCACCUGGAGCUGCGGGUGGAUUUCGAGCGGAGGCAGCUGCAGGGUCGGGAGGUGUUGGAUCUGAGCUGUGUCCGGCCUGAGGGCGGGGGUCCGGAGCUCUGCCUGGACUCUCACUCCAGUGUCAGUGUCCAGUCGGUGUCGGUGCGCCUCGGUGACCCAGAAGGCCCACUCCGGCCCGUGUGCCACAAGGCCCAACCCUUCACCAGCUAUGGCUGCACCCUGGUGCUCACCUUACCCCGCCCGUGCCAAAGCGGUGACCAGCUGCAAGUGGUCAUUGACUACACGGCCACCGAUGGACCCGGGAUUUCCUGGCUUCAUCCAGUACAGACUGCCAACAAAGAGAAAGCUUUUCUAUAUACGUCUGGCUUUCCUGUGCUGAAUAGGUCUUUUUUCCCCUUCUUCCACACCCCAGCCAGGAAGAGCACAUACUCUGCUGCCGUGCAGGUUCCUAAAGGCUUUACAGCAGUUAUGAGUGCAACUAACUGGGAUCACGAUGAAGAGAAAAACAUAUUCCACUUCAAAAUGCAACACCCAAUUCCUUCAUAUCUUGUUGCUUUAGCAGUUGGUGACAUUGUCUCUGCUGAUGUUGGACCAAGGAGCCGUGUCUGGACUGAACCCAGUCUGUUAGAAGCUGCUAAAGAAGAAUAUGAUGGUGUGAUUGAAGAUUUCUUGAAAGUUGGUGAAAAGCUAUUUGGGCCAUAUGUAUGGGGAAGGUAUGAUCUUCUCUUCAUGCCUCCGUCUUUCCCAUUUGGUGGGAUGGAGAAUCCCUGUCUUACGUUUGUUACUCCAUGUCUGUUGGCUGGAGAUCGUUCAUUGGCUGAUGUCAUCAUCCAUGAGAUUUCUCACAGCUGGUUUGGCAAUCUUGUAACAAAUGCCAACUGGGGAGAUUUCUGGCUUAAUGAAGGCUUUACAAUGUACGCUCAGCGGAGAAUUUCAACAGAACUUUAUGGUGCGGCAUAUACUUGUCUUGAGGCUGCUACAGGGAGAGCCUUGCUUCGUCAACAUAUGGAUAACACAGGGGAGGACCAUCCACUCAACAAACUGAAGGUCAAAAUUGAACCAGGCAUUGAUCCUGAUGACACAUAUAAUGAAACUCCGUAUGAGAAGGGCUAUUGUUUCGUGUCAUAUUUGGCUCACCUUGUGGGUGAUCAGAACAAAUUUGAUGCAUUCCUUCGGGCUUAUGUGAACAAAUUUAAGUUUCAAAGUAUUGUAGCUGAGGAUACUUUGGAUUUCUAUUUAAGCUAUUUCCCAGAGCUCAAGGAAAAGAAUAUUGAAAAAAUACCAGGGUUUGAAUUUGACUGCUGGUUGAACACUCCUGGAUGGCCACCUUACCUACCAGACCUUUCAUCUGGUGAUACUCUGAUGACACCUGCAGAAGACUUAGCAACUCUGUGGCUAGCUGCAGAUCUGAAUAUGCAUGCGAUCAAAGCCAUUGAUAUGUCAUCAUGGAAAACAUACCAGAUUGUGUACUUCCUUGAUAAACUCUUGGAAAAAUCACCUUUACCCCAAGGUAAUAUUGCAAAGUUGGCUGAAAUGUAUCCAAAAAUAUCCAAGGCCAAGAAUGCUGAACUGCGUUUUCGCUGGGUGCAGAUUGUUAUAAAAAAUAACUACGAGGAUGCAUUUGAUGAACUCCAGAAUUUCCUCCAUAGUCAGGGAAAACAAAAGUAUACUGUUCCGGUCUAUCGAGUGAUGUGGUCUCAAAAUGAAAAGACACGUAAACUGGCACAGGAGGUUUUUGCAGCCACAAGCAAACAGCUGCACAAAAAUGUUCAAAAUUACGUGAAGAAAAUUUUUGUCUAACAUGUAUGAUUUAUCCUAUAAAUGAAGUUUUAAAAUUCUUAAAUUUUCUACUUUACACUUUUCUUACUUCCCAGCACACUUUUGAAUAUUUAUAAUUCAAAAUGUACUGCUGUUAAGCAUAAUUAUGCCUUCAAAUUUAUAUUUAUAAAAUCAGGUAAAACAGUUUUUGAAUAUGUAAUCUCUUUGCCAUUGUAGUAUGAACAUUUUUGUCUUUCAAUAAGGAUAACAGUCCUCAACUUGGGUAUUUUCCUAAAUAGGUUUGACAAGUUAAAACUAGUAAAUUCAACUGUUUGUUGAUCCCACUGGUUCACUUGUAAUCACUUUUACAGUAACUUUUAACUUCGAAAAUUAAAGGUGUUUCAAAGAAAUAUAACCAAGUUGGAAUCCUGAACUAAGGUGCUAGCAUCUAACCAUUUUGAUCUCUUUAGAGAGUGCAUCAAUUUAGCAUAUUCAAAUCUUUGUCUUUUCAAUCUAAUCACCUAGUUGUGAAUGAGCUUCAGAACCAUAUGAUGUAAAAUUGCUUUUGCCAGUUGCCUGUAGGAAUGAUAAAGAAUGUUGAGAGAAUCGUUACAAAAAAGCUUGGCUAUUUCUCCUACGAGUUUGUCAACAGCCAAUAGACUUGUCCACCAUUCAAGGUCCAGACCAGAAAACCAUGUACGAUGCUCUUAAAUUUAUAGAAAUUUCUAAAUUUUACAAAAUGUAUAUCACAUUUAAAAAUGCACAGCAAAGUAAAGUACAAAACAUUGUGACUUUCAUGAAGAAUGAGACUUCCUGAAGCAACUUUGAGGGGACAAAAUUUAUAACAAGCUAAGAUUUUUAGAAUUCCAAAUUUAGUUUUUCCUAUGUAACAUGUGGCCUUCUAACUGUUGCAGUAAUAACAAUCAUUUUACCAGCAAUGAAAAAAAUAACUUUCAGGCACCACACCACAGCAAAAUUUUGAAAAUGUGUUCUUGGAAGGAAUGUAAGCUAUCCUUUAAAUGAGGGGCACAGUGGUUCUCUGAUAUCAUGAGUAGCUGUUCCAUGGUCAUUGGUCACAACAAUUCAGACAAUUGACUCACCAAACUACCUGCUCCUCGAAGUCCUUGCAAAGUGAUAUUUUCUCCAGGUGGAUGAUGGACCAGAAGAGGAGGAGUAAGAGUUCCCAACUUUUAUUUGAUCAGCACAUUUCAUGCCUGUCUGUCCUCCGAUGUCCGUGAACAAUCCCCACAUUAUGGUUAUACUUUGUCGAAAAGUGUGGUGAUGGAGAAGGCACAGCGGGUCAGUCAGCAUCUGAGGAGCAGGAGAGUAGACGUUUCAGGCAUAAGCCCUUCAUCAAGAAUUUGGAUGGGGAAGGAAGCUGAAAGAUAAAUGUUGGGUGGAGCUGGUGGGAAGGUAAUAAGUGGGUGCAGUUGUGAAGUAUUUGUGACAGGUCGAUAGGGGGAUGGAGUGGGUAGAUGGGAAGAUGGACAGGUGGGAGAGGUCAAGAUGGUGUUGCUAAGUUGGGGGGUUAGAUCUGGGAUGAGUUGGAGGGAGGGGAGGUUUGGAAACUGGUGAAGUCAAUGUUGUGUGGUUGUAGGGCCCCAAGGUGGAAGAUGAGGUGUUGUUCCUCCAGUUGAUGGAUGGCUUUGAUUUGGCAAUGGAGGCGGCCCAGGGCUUGCAUGUCCUUCAGGUAGUGGGAGGACGAGUUGAAGUGGUUGGCCACAGGACAGUGGAACUGACGGGUGCGUGUCCCAGAGAUGUUCCUUGAACUGCUGUCUCCUCGGUGUACAGGAGACCACAUAAUGAGUAGCGGACGUAGUAGAUGAGGUGGGUGGACGAGCAGGCAAAUUUAUGGCAUAUUUGAAAUGAUCCAUUAGAGCCUUCGUUGGAGGUUUUACACCUCAUGCAGCGACAGGGGAAGGUGCUGGGCGUGGACAUACGAGGGAAUCCUGGAGUGAGUGGUCUCUGUGGAAUGCAGAUAGGGACGGGGAGAGAAAUGUAUCUUUGGGGUCUAACCAAAGGUGGCAGAAAUGGCAGAGGGUAAUGCAUUGUAUCCAGUGAUUCAGGGGGUAGAAGGUGAGGAUCGGGGGGAUCUAUCUCUAUUGCAGUUGGACGAGUGGGAUGCAAGGGUGGAGGUGUGGGAAGUGGAGGAGAUGAGCUGGAGGGCAUUGUUGAUCACAUGGGAGGGGAAAUUGCAGUUCUUGAAAUAGGAGGACAUCUAGGAUAUCCUGGAGUGGAAUUGUUUCUCCUGGGAGCAGAUCUGGCAGAGGUAAGGGAAGUGGGAGUAAGGGAGUACAUUUUUACAGGAGGGGUGGUGGGAAGAGGUGUAGUCAAGGUGGCCUUGGGAGCCAAUGGGUUUGAAAUAGAUGUCCAACUCUGAUUCUCCAGCAUCUGCAGUCCUCACAUUCCCCUUAUAUACUUUUCUUUGUCUAAUGAACUAAUGUAUUAAAUUUAAACUGCUGCUUCUAAAGAAACUCAAACUGCCAGAAUUAGAUAAUGAUCAUGAAUAAAAAAAAACAUUCAUUUUAAAA
Hemiscyllium ocellatum (epaulette shark) is the source of this 4380-nucleotide messenger RNA. RefSeq names its product arginyl aminopeptidase (aminopeptidase B) (gene rnpep). The record is from RefSeq and is a predicted model, not a curated record. Gene Ontology annotation, biological process: proteolysis. The transcript is spliced from 11 exons. Gene Ontology annotation, molecular function: metalloaminopeptidase activity; zinc ion binding. The coding region runs from base 11 to 1891 and encodes 626 amino acids. NCBI's taxonomy places the organism in Eukaryota, Metazoa, Chordata, Chondrichthyes, Orectolobiformes, Hemiscylliidae.